Messenger RNA from Phymastichus coffea, 1275 nucleotides. Its product is annotated as F-box only protein 39-like. Gene Ontology annotation, biological process: SCF-dependent proteasomal ubiquitin-dependent protein catabolic process; positive regulation of protein ubiquitination. The transcript has 7 exons. The coding region runs from base 1 to 1275 and encodes 424 amino acids. Lineage: Eukaryota; Metazoa; Arthropoda; Insecta; Hymenoptera; Eulophidae. Gene Ontology annotation, cellular component: SCF ubiquitin ligase complex. The record is from RefSeq and is a predicted model, not a curated record. Gene Ontology annotation, molecular function: protein binding.
AUGUGGGAACAUCUGCCGGAGCUGAUCCUGACGCGGGUGUUCGGUCGAUUGGAGCGUCGCGACCGGGCGAACGCCGCGCAGGCCUGCCGACACUGGGCGCGAUGUCUCGACACGCCGUGCCUUUGGCGGCGCUGCACCGUCUACGUCGAUCAAGACUUUUCGUUCGGCGACACUCUGACCAGCGAGCUCGCGGUAAAGUACGGCGAGUACAUGCGGAGCUUGGAGCUGAUUUGGGAGCGGCCGCGUCGCGCCAGUCGUGAGCCGCGGCUCGCGCGCAGUGUCCAGGCGGAGCUGGGCGCGGACUUCCUCGCCGCCGUGCGCGCGCAGGACCCGCAGCUUCGAGAGCUCGUGCUCGCCAAUUGGAACUACGCGAGCAAGUGGGGCAAUUCCGGCAAGCUGCUCCGCGCCCUGGGCGACCUCCUCGCAUGUCAACCCACUCUCGAGAAGCUGAAUAUGUUCAACGCCAAUCUCGGACUGAGCGAUGCGCUGAGGCUGCUGGCGAUCGUCGUGAGAAUCAGCGGAGCUCGAUUGGCCUGGCUGGACCUACACGGGGCUUUCAAGGAUUGGAAGGCUCCCUUCAACAAUGCCAGAUACCUCAGACUUAUCGGACGGCUAGGCGCUUUGAAAUAUCUGAGCCUCGACUACCCGGCACUUUCAGACGGCGCGUUAAAUGCACUAGCCUCCGGUUCACCCAAUACUCUCGAGCAACUGCAAGUAUUCGUCAAAGAUUCGGACUGCAGACAGCAUCGCAUCGACGACUCCACUUGGCUAAAUUUGGUUAACGUUUGCCCCAACCUCAGCGUCUCUUACACGCUUGUGAAUAUAUCGCAUCACGAAGAUCUAAGCUACUUGUUGCUGCCGAGCGUACCUCUUGCCAAAUUCCAAAUGUACGGGCACAAUGUUUGGGACCAAAGUCGCUCUCGUAACUUUCGCGGCACCGUUGGUCUUUUGAUCAAUCAUUACACCAAUACCUUGGACGAAGUCUUGCUGCAGUUACGGAACAACAGAGAGAUGCUAGACGAUUUGAUACUUACUAUGCUGAUCCAGUGUAAAAAACUUAAGCGGCUUCAGUACGAUGGAAUAAUGCGGAAUCUGGAAACUAUACGAGAUAUAUGUCGACUCACAAUAGAUUGCCGAGCUCGUUAUCAAACUAUUCACUUCAAGCAUAAAAAUUUAAACCCUUUUAAUCGAGCGCUUCUGCGAGACAUUAAACAGGACAUGAGUCACAAAAUAAAAUAUCAAGGAGUUGAUUUUGCUAUAGAAAAUCCAGACUAA